UCUUGCAUCCCCACUUGGGCCGAAAUUGUCGCGCGUCGUGCACUUAUAAAUAGUGAGUAUUUGCCUGAUACAGAUCAUUCUGUUUGGGUGCUUACCAUUUGGAAUCAUUGAUUCGAUUUGUGGAUUUUCACACGACAACACCAUGUACACUCUGACAAUUUUGGCCACCGUUGUGUGCGCAGUCUACGCCCAGACACCCAUCUACCCCGGCGCCCCCGGCCCCAUCCCGGCUGCCGCCCCCAUCUACGCCCCCAAGCAGAUUGCCCCCCAGCAGCAGUACCCCUACUACUCCAUCCUGCGUCAGUCCAAUGAUGUCGGAUUCGACGGAAGCUUCAGCUAUGGAUACGAAACUGAGAACGGCAUUUCCGAGUCGGUGAGUGGAGUUCUGAAGAACCCCGGUACUGAGGUGGAAGCCCAGGAGGUGCACGGAUCAUACUCAUACACCGCCCCCGAUGGAACCCCAAUCACCGUCAACUGGGUGGCCGACGAGAACGGUUUCCGCGCCGAGGGAGCCCACAUUCCCCAGGCCAGUCCCGAGAUCCAGAGAUCCAUCGCCUACAACCUCGCUAACGCCGCUCCCGUACAACCCGUCGGACCCGGAAUCGCCCGUCCCGUCGUCGGGCCCAGCCCCGCUCCUUUCCGCUACCCAACUCCCAUCCCUCAGAGGCGGUGAAGGGAUCACGGAACUGGAGGCUAUCAUUCCCUUCCGUACCCGGCAAUUUUCUCGCUGAAGGGAUUACGGAACUGGGGGUGAUCGCUCAGUCCCGUCCGUCCGCUCACGUCCGCUCGAAGAAGAUGAAGGGAUUACGGAGCUGAAGGUCAUCGCUCAGUACCGUUCGUCCGCUCGAAGAAGAUGAAGGGAUUACGGAACUGGGAAUGAUACCGGGACUAGGAACUAGGAAACUGUUUUUGGACGCUACUGAAAUAUUUAGGAACGGAAGAGUGGUUGAGUAAACAUGAUUGGAAAAGCAACUGUUUGAAAAAAGUGUGUUUCAAAGUACUUGUUUGCACAAGUAUGUUGCAUUAUCAUGUUUGAGAAAUCAUGGUUGUAUAUUGAAUUUAUCAUGUUUGGAAAAUCAUGGUUGUAUAAGAAUCAUCAUGAUUGGACAAUCAUUUUUUGAAAUGUUCGAAAAUAAGUAUCGUAACCAGAAAAACAUGUUUGACAGUCAUGUUUAUUCAACCAUAUUUGACUAGUAAUUGUACAUUGUUUCAAUUUCACAUUGCUUGACUCAAAUUGAGUUAAUUAUAUCUGUAGAGUAAUAAAAAUGUCUUACCAAUUUUGAAUACCGUAAAAUAAAGUCUACCUAUUCGUUGUCGUGAA
Molecule: messenger RNA, 1321 nt
Organism: Nilaparvata lugens (brown planthopper)
Lineage: Eukaryota; Metazoa; Arthropoda; Insecta; Hemiptera; Delphacidae
Product: endocuticle structural glycoprotein SgAbd-2-like
Exons: 3
Coding region: 143-673 (176 amino acids)
Cellular component (GO): chitin-based extracellular matrix
Molecular function (GO): structural constituent of chitin-based larval cuticle
Source: RefSeq, a predicted model, not a curated record